AUGGAAGUCAUAGCACCCCACAUCAGCGUCCACUCGGCCUCCAUCUCCUCCCAGCAAUUGUCCCUCAGCGAGGAGAACGGGCGAUACAUCAUCCCCAUCUCUCAGGCAUCUCGCCGUGCUAAAGAUAGCCUCGUCGUCCGAUUUUCGAGCAAAGGCAAAGAUGGCUCAGUCGGCGAAGUGGCAUUGCGCACAGCGCCUGGCAAGUCGCUCAGGAAGAAUGGAUGGGAGCGGUUGAGAGUGGACUGUGGAUACUCUUCGAAAGGGACGGAAAAGAUACGUGCUGCCCAUCUCGACCGCCGCUCCCGUCGGGCCUCUUCUAUCGGGGGUGGGGUGGAGAAAAUCAAGGGCGGGUAUCAUGCCUAUCGUCUUUUGAAAGACGGAAGGGAUAUAUUGAUGCUAUCUGAUGAGCCGAAUACCGCGGACUUUAUGUCUCUUAUACCUGACGAGACGCCUCUAGGCCUGUUGACCCUUGCGGGCACUCAUGAAUCUUGCGCUCUCUAUGGCUAUCCGUUAUCACAGUGUCAACAGUCGAGCACCACUAUAGAGCAGCAGCUGCUCGACGGCAUCCGGUUCUUGGACGUCCGUCUGCGGGUAGUAGACGACCAGCUACUGAUGUACCACGGCCCCCGUUCCCAGCGAUCCUCCCUCCCAGCUCUCCUAUCGGUCCUCCACGACUUUCUCACAGCUCACCCAACCGAGACCCUCAUCCUCUGCCUCAAAGAGGAAUCUCCACCCUUCCACCCAUCCUUCUCUGCCCGUGUCUACUCUGCUUUCGAGCCGUAUAUCGAAAAGUUUUGGUUCUUGGAAGAGCGGAUACCAAAACUCGGAGAGGUACGGGGUAAGGGCAUGUUGAUGACGAGGUUUGAUCGAGAUAAGGAAGAUGGAGAGGGACAAUGGCCGGCCGGGAUGGGAAUACAUCCGAGUACGUGGCCAGACUCCAAGAAGGAAGGGUUCGAGUGGGAUUGUGGAGGGACAAGGGUCAGGACGCAAGAUUGGUAUCGGGUGCAUACCUUCUUGUCCAUACCGGAGAAGUUCGCGACGAUAACGGCACAUCUCAAGCCCACGUUGACUGCUGCUCCGGUGCUGAAUCCCUCCUUCACCCUCUCCUACACCUCCGCCUCAUACUUUCCCCUAGCCCUCCCUACUACCAUCGCCAAAGGCUUUGGCUGGCCCGCCUGGGGUCUGGGGGUGGAGGGGAUAAACACGAGACUGUGUAGAGCGAUCUUAGAGUGGAUGGCAGAUGGAAAGAGGAUAAGGGGCUGUUUGGCGAUGGAUUUCUAUCGGCAAUGUGCGGGGAUUGAAGGGCUGGCGGGCUUGCUGGUUCAGAUGAAUUCUAUAGAGUAG
Molecule: messenger RNA, 1344 nt
Organism: Cryptococcus amylolentus CBS 6039
Lineage: Eukaryota; Fungi; Basidiomycota; Tremellomycetes; Tremellales; Cryptococcaceae
Exons: 5
Coding region: 1-1344 (447 amino acids)
Biological process (GO): lipid metabolic process
Molecular function (GO): phosphoric diester hydrolase activity
Source: RefSeq, a predicted model, not a curated record